ACCACUUCACAACAACAACAAACUUUUCUCUGCUAACUCCUCUUGUUCGGGAUCGCGCGCGUGUGUGUCUGUGCGCGUGCACGUAGCCUCCGCCGCUCUUUGUCUGUGGAUGUUCAGAGAUAGAAAGUGUGCACCGCUGGAAGGCUCGAGGAGUGCGGACUCCCUUUGCGUAAUGCUGAGGCGUCCCGUGCUCCAACAUCUGGAUUAACUAUUCUCAGUCGGAGCUCGCGGCCCGACACGAAGCAGCUCUCUGGCUGUCUCGUCCUUCUUUACGGAAAGACGUCUGCUGCCCUUUUUCUUUUCUUUGUGUGUGUGUGUGUGUGUCUUCUUCCUCUGGAAUUUAACUCCUUUUGAUACACCGAGUGUGGCGCAUAGAUUAUGUAUUCUUUAAAAUGGGUGCGAACAAUGGAAAACAGUAUGGAAGCGAGGGUAAAGGGAGCUCCAGCAUCUCUUCUGACAUAAGUUCGAGCACAGAUCACACACCAACCAAAGCUCCGAAGAAUGUGGCUACCACCGAAGGUUUAGACUCCGGCACCCGGACCCUGAGCACCCCCAGCCCGGGUCUCAUCCUGCCCUCCAAGUCCUCCUCCCUCUCCUCGCCCGCCCUCUCCAGUAACGGCCAUGACGCCAACUCGUCUUCGCCCUCGUCGGCCCGCGCCGAGACCGUCGCCGUGGUGCACUCCCAACCGGGCACCCGCACCCGGUCGCGCCAGUCCAAGAGCCACCACCACGCCCCCGUGGACCUCCUGCCCGACAACGCCCUCCUGCAGAUCUUCUCCCAUCUGCCCACCAACCAGCUGUGCCGCUGCGCCCGCGUCUGCCGCCGCUGGUACAACCUGGCGUGGGACCCGAGGCUGUGGAGCGCCGUGCGGCUGACCGGCGAGCUGCUUCACGCCGACCGCGCCAUCAGGGUGCUGACCCACCGGCUGUGCCAGGACACGCCCAACGUGUGUCUGACCCUGGAGACGGUGGUGGCGAGCGGCUGCAAAAGGCUCACGGACCGCGGGCUGCGCGUGGUGGCUCAGUGCUGCCCCGAGCUGCGCCGCCUGGAGGUCGCCGGCUGUUACAACAUCUCCAACGAGGCCGUGUUCGAGGUGGUGUCCCGCUGCCCGAGCCUGGAACACCUGAACCUCUCAGGCUGCUCCAAGGUCACGUGCAUCAGCCUCACCCAGGAGGCCUCGCUGCAGCUGUCCCCUCUGCACGGCCAGCAGAUCUCCAUCCACUACCUGGACAUGACCGACUGCUUUUCCCUCGAGGACGAGGGCCUGCGAACCAUCGCCUCCCACUGCCCCCGCCUGACGCACCUGUACUUGCGCCGCUGCUCCCGCCUGACGGACGAGGCCCUGCGCCACUUGGCCCUCCACUGCCCCUCCAUCCGGGAGCUCAGCCUCAGCGACUGCCGCCUGGUGGGGGACUUCGGCCUGCGGGAGGUGGCCCGCCUGGAGGGCUGCCUGCGCUACCUGAGCGUGGCCCACUGCACCCGCAUCACCGACGUGGGCGUCCGCUACGUGGCCCGCUACUGCCCGAGGCUGCGCUACUUGAACGCCAGGGGCUGCGAGGGCCUGACGGACCACGGCCUGAGCCACCUGGCCAGGAGCUGCCUGAGACUCAAGUCCCUGGACGUGGGCAAGUGCCCGCUGGUGUCGGACAGCGGGCUGGAGCAGCUGGCCAUGUACUGCCAGGGCCUGAGGCGAGUGAGCCUCAGGGCCUGCGAGAGCGUGACGGGCCGAGGGAUCAAGGCGCUGGCGGCCAACUGCUGCGAGCUGCAGCUCCUCAACGUGCAGGACUGCGAGGUGUCGCUCGAGGCGCUGCGCUUCGUGAGGCGCCACUGCCGCCGCUGCGUCAUCGAGCACACAAACCCCGCUUUCUACUGAGACCGGUGGGCGGGGCUCUUGGACCGGUCCUCUGACGAGUGGAUGUUGUAAUAUUCCCGCGAUGGGAGUUCAGCGGGCCGAUUGGUUGGAGACUGGCGUGCAAUACUGGCCAGAAUGUGUCUCUCUGAACCCGCCUGGUGGCUGGAAAACACUUCCACAGACUGUAUUUAACGUAUUUAUCUUCAACGAAAAGGCAGAGGAGCAAACAGCGUUUUUCAGUGUUUUACGUCUCCACGAUUUAGACAACGCGCGACGACACGGAGCACCUGGUACAGUAACGAGCAUUGCGAUAUAUUAUAUUUUAACACCUUUACGGCCCUGAAACAUCAUAAUCAUACAGCACUGCAUCUAUUUAUACACGGCGCGUGUCUUCAGAGUAAAACCACUAAGAAUGAAGCGACGGAGCGGAACACGUUUCACUUUCUUUACGUUGCAUACGCACUUUAUGCAAUUGUACUGUGUCAUCAUUCUUUUUCUUUCUUUUUUUCACUCACCCUCUGUAAAUUAAAACUUUCAGCCAGUAGCAUUUGUUUCCUUCUUUUUAAAAGCCAAAUAAAAACAAACUGUCGUUUGAGAUUAAUAGACUGAGAAACACGUUGCCGCUAUAACUGUGCCAAUAAACUUCUUUUAAAAAAGCC
Messenger RNA from Pseudoliparis swirei, 2512 nucleotides. Its product is annotated as F-box/LRR-repeat protein 7. Lineage: Eukaryota; Metazoa; Chordata; Actinopteri; Perciformes; Liparidae. The transcript has 4 exons. Bases 393 to 1874 code for a protein of 493 amino acids. Gene Ontology annotation, molecular function: protein binding. The record is from RefSeq and is a predicted model, not a curated record.